AUGGAAAAUAAAAUAGAAUUAUCAGAAGCAACCCUUGAUUCUACAUCUAUGAAUCGUUCAAUCGAAUAUUCUCAAGUCUUACAACUAUCUGAUCCAUUAUCAUCAUCAUCUUCAUCAUCAGCAUCAUCAUCAUCAUCGUCAACAACGUUUUAUACAAAUCCAGUAUUAUGGACAAUAGAUCAAGUUGAAGAAUGGCUUAAAGCUAAUAAUUUCGAUGAUUGUGUAGAUAUUUUAUGUCAUCAAUCUCAUAUUGAUGGAAAACGUCUAGUAAAGUUAAACCAAAAUGAAGUAUUAUCAUUGACAAAUAAUAAACAAUUAUGGUUAAAAAUAAAAAGUUUGAAACCAAAAUCAGAACAAUCCAUGGUAAUUCAACUCGAGCCGCCAAAUACCAAUUGUCAACGAUAUACAUCAUCCAAUGAAAUCGAAGAUCAACCGUUCACACAUUGUUGUUUCGUUACUUCAAUACGUUCAGAUAGAAAAAAGACUCUAUUAGCAUUUCUUCUUGCAUUCAUGACAAUAUUGUUUUCUUCAUUUAUUAUAACUAUUGUUGAUGAACGUAUACCUGAUCCUAAAAGAUUUCCGCCAUUACCUGAUCUUAUACUUGAUAAUAUUCAACCAAUAUCAUGGGCAUUUGCUGUAACAGAAAAAUUAAUUUUAAUUGAAAUGACAACACUUAUUAUUGUUAUACUUGCUCAUCGGCAUAGAAUGAUUAUUCUUCGUCGACUAUUUACUAUCACAGCGUCACUCUAUUUUCUUCGAAGUAUUACGAUGGUUUUAACAUCAUUACCGGUGGCAACAACCGAUACUGAUUGUGAACCAAAGAAAUUAAUUAAUUUUGAAGCUCGAUUAAAAAAAGCAACUAUGAUUUUUCUUGGUCAAGGUUUAUCAUCAUUUGGUGUCAAAACAUGUGGUGAUUAUUUAUACAGUGGUCAUACGUGUACUCUUGUGCUUGCAGCACAUUUUAUUAGUGAAUAUACUCCACGUUCGUGUCAAUUAUUACAUUAUCUCAGUUGGAUGUCCGCAUUGGUUGGCAUGCUUGGCAUACUGGCUGGCCAUCAACAUUAUUCUAUUGAUAUUAUUAUUGCUUGGGUGCUCAGUUCUCGUCUAUUCAUCUACUAUCAUACUAUGGCUAACAAUCGAACAUUUUUACAAACAAAUACUAGUAGAAUGUGGUUCUGGUUUCCAUUGUUUUCCUAUUUUGAAGAGAAUGUCAAAACUGCAAUACCGAAUGAAUAUUGUUUACCUAAUUUCGUUUAUGAAUCACGUGCAAUGAUAAAUAAUUGGAUGGAAUCAAUACGAUAUUCAGUUUAUUGGGUUAUUCUAUUUCUAUUUAUUGUUAUAACGUACAGUUUUUCGUUCUCGAAAAAGAUGAAUUUUUCGUCAAUAAUUGAAAGAUAA
This is a messenger RNA of Rotaria socialis, 1398 nucleotides long. NCBI's taxonomy places the organism in Eukaryota, Metazoa, Rotifera, Eurotatoria, Philodinida, Philodinidae. The record is from the annotation of a GenBank genome assembly.